UUUGACAAGCAUACAGUUAGAGGCGGCUACGCACACCAUGGCGUGUUGCAUAUUUAUAAACAUUGAUUGACAGCAAUCUAUCUAUUAUUCACGAGCAGCAGCCAUGAAAGCUCUCACAAAGCUCUUCCAGCAACUUUGCAGCAAAAUAAUAAUCCUAUUGACACUCCUGCUAGUAGAGCUCAUCGUCCUCCUUUGGAGACUAACAUCAGAAAAACGGUCAAUCACCACGAAGCAGUACCUUGAGUUCAUCGAAGAGAACAACCCCACGAUUCGCUACGCGAAAAGGCGGUCGUCAUGGUCAGAGCUGGAGCAUGUUGUGCCGGAUGAUACGGAGUGCAGGGUGUGCUUGUCCGAAUUCGAGGAAGGAGAGAAGGUGAGGAGGUUGAAAUGCAAGCACACUUUUCACAAAGAUUGCUUGGACAAGUGGUUGCAGGAAUGUUGGGCAACAUGCCCGCUUUGCAGGAAACAAGUGUUGCCGUGUGAUGUCGUAUCCAAACAUCGUCAUUUCCUAAGUCACGAAGAGAAUGUGGAGCAUCUUCCAUAUCUGUUAUUCGUGUGGCGUGGUGGUAAUGGAAGUAACUUCCGUAGAUAUGUGUGAAUCCAAGCCUUCAAGAUAUGUAGCUAGCUCAAACAACUGCUAAAUAUAUACCAAUUUUCUCUACCUUUUAGUUUAUUUAUUAUUCUUCUUCCUUCAAUCAAAAAAGUUUAUGUAGAUGUAUCCUCUGCUUUAUGUACAUAAUUUAUAUUUAGAAAGUUACUGAUAGUAUAUACCGUUUCAGCUAUAUAGUAUUGGGUUCUGAAGUGGUUGAAUUGCUGAAGGGCUGUUUCUGCAAUUCUGGCUCUUCUAUGCGUGCAACUGGAUGUAUUUGCUGAGUUUUUACGUCAGUGGAUUGGCAGGGUAUUGAUCUUGUA
This is a messenger RNA of Lotus japonicus, 912 nucleotides long. Its product is annotated as RING-H2 finger protein ATL58-like. The coding region runs from base 104 to 598 and encodes 164 amino acids. The transcript has a single exon. NCBI's taxonomy places the organism in Eukaryota, Viridiplantae, Streptophyta, Magnoliopsida, Fabales, Fabaceae. The record is from RefSeq and is a predicted model, not a curated record.